Messenger RNA from Darwinula stevensoni, 1237 nucleotides. The record is from the annotation of a GenBank genome assembly. NCBI's taxonomy places the organism in Eukaryota, Metazoa, Arthropoda, Ostracoda, Podocopida, Darwinulidae.
AUGACGACGGGGAGACAAGGGUGGAAGCAGACGGGAGAGAGCAAGCGACUGGAGGAGGAGAAGAGGGAGCAGGCGACUGGAGGAGGAGAAGAGGAGGGAGCAGGCGACUGGAGGAGGAGAAGAGGAGGGAGCAGGCGACUGGAGGAGGAGGAGAGGAGGGAGCGGGCGACUGGAACUAAAGAUUUGAAGUGUCCCUUUGGUCCCAUAGUUUCACUUAAGUCCAAUUCAGUGACAAGGAGCGGGCGACUGGAGGAGGAGGAGGAGAAGAGGGAGCGGGCGACUGGAGGAGGAGGAGGAGAAGAGGGAGCGGGCGACUGGAGGAGGAGGAGAAGAGGGAGCAGCGACGUUGGUUCUGUAGAAUGGACCAAGUUGCCUUUGACCAGAAGCCCUGAGGAAUUCUGCAUAAUCACAACACGCAAAGAAGGGACUCGCAAUCUAGAGAAAAGCAGAUGGCUUCAUCUGCAUAUGUUGUGGAUCACUGCUUUGAAGCUCUACACUAGCAUUGCUACUGUGCUAUUGGUUGGACAUAAGGUGGUGGGUAAGGAGCAGUUAACCCUUGUGAGUCAGAGGAACCAUAAUCUGGCAAUUCUGUCAAUCCCUGUUACUCGGAAGGUUAACUCGGGGACGUCCAAGGUGAGACUGUUGAACCAUGCUGCUCAAGGUAAUACUGAGGUUGGUUACCUCUGCAUGGUUGGGAAUAUUUGGUGUUUUAGUGAUUGGUUGAGUGGCUGACAGCAAUUAUUUUAUGUAUAAUCUUGCCUAAUUUUUCAUUGAGUAAGAGUCUGUGGUCAAACCACUUUGAAGAUCAUUAUUUAUUUUUCCUCUGAGAAUGUAUGGCUAAUAUUUCUGCAUCCUCAUGUUCUAGCAGGGAACUGGAUGUACUGAAGCCAAAGGUAUGAGGAAGCCCCAACUAUUUGAUGUGCUACUGACUGCAUCAUCGGUGGGAACCUCAUGAAUGAAGCCGUCCUGAGAUACAGAAACUCCCUAUGGAUGCCUUCAUGGGAUUGUUACCUUUGUCUCCAGGCUUCCACCUCCCUACUGCUUAAUACAGGGUUAUGUGAAGAACAGACCUGCCCCAUUCAAGUCAUACCCAUCCUCUUCUGGUGACAUGGGAAGUGGGAGCAGGAAACAGGAGCCUCCUAAGUGGAAGGGAAAUUGAAAAUAACAUUGUUCCAUUUCAUUGCAAACAUGUAACUACUUUUGGAGGUUUGAAAUGAAAGCACUGUUUUGCUUGGAG